This is a messenger RNA of Zootoca vivipara (common lizard), 4070 nucleotides long. RefSeq names its product NUAK family kinase 2 (gene NUAK2). The record is from RefSeq and is a predicted model, not a curated record. Gene Ontology annotation, cellular component: cytoplasm. Gene Ontology annotation, molecular function: ATP binding; tau-protein kinase activity. NCBI's taxonomy places the organism in Eukaryota, Metazoa, Chordata, Lepidosauria, Squamata, Lacertidae. Gene Ontology annotation, biological process: intracellular signal transduction; protein phosphorylation; microtubule cytoskeleton organization.
UCCAGCGGCGCUUCCAAGUCUGCCGAUCGCUGUUUCCGUCUCCCUCGCUCUCUCCGCCCGCUUUCGCUUGUCACCUGCGCCGGAGGGGGGCGAUGGAUCGCGCCUGGCCCUCCGAUCCCCCGGCGGCUUCCGCUGCGCUAAGGGACGGGCUCCUGCCGUCGCCCAAGCCCCCGACGAAGAAGCAGGCGGUGAAGCGGCACUACCACAAGCACAACCUCCGGCAUCGCUACGAAUUCCUGGAGACCCUGGGCAAAGGCACCUACGGCAAGGUGAAGAAGGCGCGGGAGAGAUCCGGCAAGCUGGUUGCCAUCAAAUCUAUCCGGAAAGACAAAAUAAAGGAUGAGCAGGAUCUUGUCCAUAUCCGAAGAGAGAUUGAAAUCAUGUCGUCCCUCAAUCACCCCCACAUCAUUGCUGUCCACGAAGUAUUUGAAAACAGCAGCAAGAUCGUCAUUGUGAUGGAGUAUGCCAGCAAGGGAGACCUCUACGACUACAUCAGUGAGCGCCAGAGAUUAACUGAGCAGGAAGCCCGACACUUCUUCAGGCAGGUGGUGUCUGCUAUCUACUACUGUCACAAGAAUGGAAUCGUUCAUAGAGAUCUGAAGCUAGAAAACAUCCUUCUGGACGCUAACGGCAACAUCAAGAUUGCAGACUUCGGCCUCUCCAAUGUCUUCCAACAAGACAGGUUCCUCCAGACCUUCUGUGGGAGCCCCCUCUAUGCAUCCCCCGAGAUCGUCAAUGGAAGGCCUUACAAAGGACCUGAGGUUGACAGCUGGUCCCUUGGAGUGCUCCUCUAUAUUUUGAUUCAUGGCGCAAUGCCUUUUGAUGGUCAAGACUACAAGACUCUGGUCAAGCAAAUCUCAAGCGGUGACUAUAGGGAGCCCACCAAGCUAUCGGAGGCCUGCGGUUUGAUCCGGUGGAUGCUGAUGGUGAACCCAGAGCGCCGAGCCACCAUCGAAGACAUUGCCAGCCACUGGUGGGUGAACUGGGGCUACAAGGUGCCCAUUGGGGAGCAGGAGUCCUUGCGUGAGAACGAAUCUCCAUUGGCCACCGUGGCAGAGUGGCUGCGCCGCUCCUCCAGGCCCCUCUUUGAGAAUGGCUCCAAGGUCCGCUGCUUCUUCAAGCAGCACAUCCCUGGCGUCACGCUGGAGAGGCAGCGCUCGCUGAAGAAGUCUAAGAAGGAGAACGACGUCUCCCACGCUCUGCAGGAGACAGGACCCACUCCUGAGAACUCAUCCAAAUCUAUCCUCAAGAGACCCAAAGGCAUCUUGAAGAAGAGGAAUUCCUGCGAGAAGACCCAGGCUCCCCCUCCCCCUCCUCCUCCUCUAGUGAUGGCACCUCCCGUGGACAUGAGGAAGGAGGGCAAUACUGGAACUGCCCUUGACUUGACUUGCAUCUUGUCAUCCAAGGCUCUGAACUGCAAGAACGAAGAUGAUGUUGCAGCCACCCCUACCGCACCCAAGAAGGGAAUCCUGAAGAAGCCCCCAAAGAGAGAGUCUGGCUACUACUCCUCCCCAGAGCGCAGUGAAUCGGUGGAUGUCUUGGACUCUAGCAUGGACCUCGAUGCCAACGUCUUUGCUGGCCAUGCCUCCUCUGCACCCUCACCUCAGAGCUCCAGUUAUGACCAUCACACCAGGAGGAAAGGCAUCUUGAAGCACAAUGGCAAGUACUCUUCCAGCAGCACUGAGUCAGACAGCGUGCCUGCCAAGGUCUUCUCCCCUUUUGCUGAAGUCUCCUUGCCCAAGCUUCCCCUGACCUGCCGUAGUCGCCCAUCCAGUGCGGUGAGCGAGGACAGUAUCCUUUCCACAGAGUCCUUUGACCAGCUUGACUUGCCUGAUCGGAUGCUUGGGGGUGGAGGCAUCCCGAUGCGAGCAUCCGUCUCUGCGGAUGACCUCCUGCAGCUGGAGGAGGAGAGAGAGGCAGGAGGUCGGCGGCUCCGCCGCUGGACAGUGACUCGUUGCCAAAACCCUCUGGCAGAUAGCUGCUUCUCCCUGGUGGACUGCGAUAAUGUCACUGAGGUCUAUAAGCGGGCUGUGGCCAUCAGCAUGAAACUCAGCUGAGGGGGCCACGGGAAGACUUUGCGCUAGUCAAUGCACACAUCCACAGUGGCUCUGGCUCGAGAAGGAACAGAGUUGUCCAAACAAUUUGCACUUCCUUUUGAGGUGGGACCAGAGAACUUUCCUCAGACUUUGUCUUCUCCUCCCCCGACAGGGUUAGAAGUGCAACCGGCUAGAAGUAUUUAUUUGUUGCAUACGCUUUGGAAUGUAAAGAGAACACUCGAGGUUUUAGCAAUGGCUUGUACUGGUUCAACAGGGUACAGGAGUGUGUUUGGAGGGAGAAGAAGGUAUGUUGGCAGGAAGUUUGUGGAUGUGGGAUGGAUCUGUAAGGCCAGUGUAGUGGGGCUGGAGUAUUAGGGGAGAAACAGGGAGGCAUCUGUUAAGUGCAGGGCAAUGGGUUAAAAAAAAUCAAUCAAUCUGCCUUCUCACAGCGAGUUGAAAUCCUAAACGGUGGAGACCUGUAACACUCCCUUGAACACUUUCAUCUCUCCAAACAGAACCUGAUGGUCAUCUCUGAUCUUAGUGACUGGGAUGGUUAUUUUAUUUGCACUGUGCUUCUUUAAUUGCACAAAGAUCAUAACAGAGGUAGAAACUCCUCUGUAGGGGAACAAUGAUGUGGCAAGGCAAUAGGAAAGGAAUAGCUCUUGAGCUGGAGAAAAAAAACAAAACUAGGUUUCUGGAGAGUAUCUGCACUACAAACAUAGAAAAGGGUGUCUUGCUAUAUCCUGGUAUUCUCAGCCCUAAAAGUGGGGAGGGGGCAAGGGCUUGCUAAUGUGAUUCUGAGCAUCCUCCCUAAAAUCAAGACUGUCUUUAGAAAAGCCAUGGUGGUUGAACUAGAAGCAUGCGACCGUGGUGCAAGUAGGAUGUCAGCUGUUGAGAACUCACCAGAGUAACAGCACACAGGACCUCAAAAAGAUUCCCCACCAUCCUUCCUGCUUUGGUUUAUUUAUUCAUUUGAGCAGACUAGAAUAUGUGGCUUCAUAAUUAUAGAUUCUAAAAAUAAAAUAAUGCAAGAUGGCAAAAGGUGUAUCUCUAUCCUUGGUGUAUCUUUCCUCUCUGCACCUCCUGAGAGAGAGAGAGUUUGCAAUUUUGAGAAAGUCAGUUGGACAACACCUGUGACAAUUACAGCAGUCAUUGUGUAUCUCAGGAGAUUGGCCUGCCCUUAUUUUUGGGAAAAGAUCUUGACUGAAAUGCGAAUCAAAUCAGAACUGGGCCCUGGGGCACAUGACAUCUGAAUGCCCAAUGGAAGCCUUUACUGGAAUGGGAGCAAAUAAGGAGACGGGUUUAAAAGAAUAGGCACAUCAGGCAUUAGAGAAAGUGGGCAUCUUGUCCAUGGUAAACACAUGUGCCUUUAAAUACAAAAGUAUGAACUGUGGCUCUGAGCAUAAGAUAAGUAAACUUAUGCAGUUUAAUGGAAGAAAGCCUUCUGGUAUCCUUCACCUCUCAAUAGCCUCUUGUAGCCCCUAAAAUUCCUCUCUGGAGGCCGCCUGAAUAAUGUGGGGUGAGUCUGUGGGCAGAGGACUGGAAACUUUCUUUUUAUGAACUUCUUGGAAGUUAACUUAUCUCAGCCUAUGUGUGUUUGCCCGGAUAGCUGUUACCUGAAGGGGAUUUUGUUGUUGCCGAGUAUUUCAAAACACUGCUUUUCCGAGCAAUGCAAGCUACUUGAUGAAAUGUUUUUGUUUCUUGUAAUGGUUAAAGAUGGUAUUCUGUGUGUGUGUUGUUGUUUUUUAAAAAGUAACUGGUGACUUUAAUAACUAGCAGGAAAGUGAUCUGCAGAACAUUUCUAUCUUGUAACCCUUUUGGAUUCCAAAUAACCUGUUGCACUAUCUUGCCAUGUCUUCUCUGGUUGGCCUUCCAACUCUGUUUGCUUUUAUUAUUAUUUUUGCCAUCCAGGGAAGUUAAUCAGUACAAAAAAAGCAAAAUGAGACUUGAACUCUCUGGUCUGUGCAGCUCUCCUUUUCGCAAGCUGAUGGCAAACAAUGGUUAUGCAAAAAGAAUAAAGGAAAAGGAACCAAC